AACACACACUGGAGGGCUGAGAUGUGACUGUUUACCAGAGGAAUACUGCGAGUUUCUGUGGGCUUUUUCUUUUUUUGGAUAAUGGGAGAGGACAGGCGGGGAGUCAUUUUGGCCAUGCGGGCCACUUUGAUUGCGGUGAUUCUCUGUGUGAUUACUUCGGUGUGCGCAGUGGAAGAGACAGUGAUGGAUACAAGGACAGCGACAGCUGAGCUUGGCUGGAUAUCGUUCCCUGCCAAUGGAUGGGAGGAGGUGAGCGGCUAUGAUGAAAACCUCAACACCAUCAGGACGUACCAGGUGUGCAAUGUGUUUGAGCCCAGCCAGAAUAACUGGCUCCUCACGACUUAUAUCGACCGGCGGGCGGCACAGCGCAUCUACGUGGAGAUCCGAUUUACUGUACGAGACUGCGCCUCCAUCCCCAGUGUUCUGGGCUCCUGUAAAGAGACGUUCAACCUGUACUACCUGGAGACUGAAAGGGCCGUGUCGGAGGGCAUCAAGGGGGUGGAGUACUGGGCCAAUGCCCCUUUUCUUAAGGUGGACACUAUCGCAGCAGAUGAGAGCUUCUCCCAGGUUGAUUUUGGGGGAAGGCUAAUGAAGGUGAACACAGAAGUUCGGAGUUUCGGGCCAUUGUCCAAAGGCAAGGGCUUCCAUUUGGCCUUCCAGGAUCUGGGCGCUUGCAUGUCUCUUCUGGCUGUCAGAGUAUUUUAUAAGAAGUGCCCCAGCGUGGUGCAGAACUUUGCUUUUUUCCCAGAGACACUGACUGGGGCAGAGUCCACCUCAUUAGUCAUCGCUAGAGGAAGUUGUAUCCCCAACGCUGAGGAAGUAGACGUGCCCAUAAAGCUCUACUGUAACGGAGACGGGGAGUGGAUGGUACCCAUUGGCAGCUGCAGCUGCAAGGCGGGUUAUGAACCAGACAAUGGCAACGUGUGUCGAGCUUGCCCUCAGGGCACCUUUAAGUCUUUCCAGGGGGCAGGAUUAUGUCAGCAGUGUCCGCUCAACAGUCGCUCCACCAUCGAGGCUGCCACCCUCUGUGGUUGUCGUAACGGCUAUUACCGGGGAGACAUGGACAAACCGGAGGACUUGUGCACCAGUGUCCCUUCUGCUCCUCGUAACGUCGUCUCAGUCGUCAACCAGACAUCGGUGCAGCUGGAGUGGCACCCGCCACGUGACAUCGGGAACCGUGAAGACCUGUCCUACAACGUCCUGUGCCGCCGGUGCCACAGCAGCGAGCGCCGCGCGUGUCAGCCAUGUGACGACAGCGUGGUAUUCCUUUCAGGCAGGCAAGGGUUAAAGGACACAAGGGUGGAGAUCAGCAAGCUGCGGGCCCACACGUCGUACACCUUCGAAAUACAGGCGGUCAACGGAGUUUCCAACAAGAGCCCUUAUCCCGCCCAGCAACUGUCAAUCAACAUUACAACCAAUCAGGCUGCUCCCUCCGUAGUUCCUAUAAUGCACCAAGUGAGUUCAACGAGCCGCAGUUUCUCGUUGUCAUGGCCACCGCCCGAACAGCCCAACGGAAUUAUCCUCGACUACGAGAUACGAUACUAUGACAAGUCCCUGUGGUCUCUGCUGAACAGUUCAGUGGUGCAGAGCACAACACCCAACGUUGUUCUGGAGGGUCUAAGGCCAGGGACUGGCUACGUGGUCCAGGUGAGAGCCCGCACUGUGGCCGGCUACGGAGCCUACAGCAAAGAAAUGCUGUUCCAAACGCUCACUGACGAUGAAUAUAAGUCCGAGCUAGGACAGCAACUCUCCCUGAUCGCAGGCUCUUUAGUCGGUGGAGUGUGUAUCGUCUCUUUGGUAGCUAUUGCCAUCAUCUGCACCAGGAGAAGGCAGUUGAAGGAGAGUGUUUACGGUGACAAGCUGCAGCAGUACAACGCAGGAGGAGAGGUGACCCUGAGGCCAGACAUGUUCAGUGGUCCAACCCCCACUGUGACCUUUCCCACCCUGUCUGAAGGUCAUAGUUCACCAGGGGUCAAAAUCUACAUUGACCCUUUCACCUACGAGGACCCCAACGAGGCUGUUCGGGAAUUUGCCAAGGAAAUCGACCCGUCGUGUGUGAAAAUAGAGGAAGUCAUUGGAUCAGGUGAGUUCGGGGAAGUGUACAAAGGUCGCCUGAAGCCUGUCGGGAAAAAAGAAAUUCCUGUGGCCAUCAAGACCCUGAAGGUUGGCUACUCUGAGAGGCAGAGGAGGGACUUCCUGUCCGAGGCGUCAAUCAUGGGCCAGUUUGACCAACCGAACAUCAUCAGGCUGGAGGGCGUGGUCACAAAGAGCAGGCCUACGAUGAUCAUCACGGAGUUCAUGGAGAACGGAGCGCUUGACUCGUUUCUCAGGCAAAAUGAUGGGCAGUUCCCAGUGAUCCAGCUGGUUGGUAUGCUGAGGGGCAUCGCAUCUGGAAUGAGGUACCUGGCGGAGAUGAGUUAUGUUCACCGGGACCUCGCUGCUCGGAACAUCCUGGUUAACAGUAACUUGGUGUGUAAGGUGUCUGACUUUGGAUUAUCACGAUAUCUGGAGGAAGACACCUCCGACCCCACCUACACCAGCUCACUGGGUGGUAAAAUCCCGGUGCGGUGGACGGCCCCAGAGGCAAUCGCCUACAGGAAGUUUACGUCGGCUUCAGACGUCUGGAGUUAUGGGAUCGUCACCUGGGAGGUGAUGUCAUACGGAGAGAGGCCUUACUGGGACAUGAGCAACCAAGAUGUGAUAAAUGCCAUCGAGCAGGACUUCAGGCUGCCAGCUCCCAUGGACUGCCCGGUCGUGCUGCACCAGCUGAUGCUGGACUGUUGGCAGAAAGACAGGAAUGCACGACCAAAGUUCCCAGAUAUUGUCAGCAUGCUGGACAAAAUGAUACGCAACCCUGCAUCUCUGAAAGCCGGCACCAACAACAUCGCCCCCGGUCCUUCCCAUCACCCCUUGUUAGACCGUGGAGGUCCAGACCUGAGCAGGUUGAGCUCUGUGGAAGACUGGCUGGAUGCGCUGAAGAUGACCCAGUACCGAGACUCCUUCCUGGGCUCGGGUUUCACUUCUUUGCCACUUGUCACACAAAUCACAGCCGAAGAUCUCCAGAGGAUCGGAGUGUCUUUAGCUGGACACCAGAAGAAAAUCCUGACCAGUGUUCAAUCGAUGAGGCACAACAUCGAUGACCAGUCUCCAACUGAAUCUGUGUAACCGCACAGGGGAGUGACACAGUAUUAAAUAUUUGUCAGUGUACAGUCUGAACGAGCAGGCUGUCAUCUUUACACUUCUGUUUUAUCCUCAUACGCUUCAGUUUGCCGCUUUUGGAAAUCUAAACCACUUUACAUGUUGUUAACAAUCACUGUGGCCAUUUGUGCGUCUGUGUGGCCUCAGGAGUCACCACGUUCCUCCUUCAGUCAUUGGACAGACUUAUUUUACUCCAUUUAGCAAAUUGAUUUAAACUAAAUGCCUCUUGGAGGGAAUUCAGUGUAGAGAUAGUGCAAGAGGAAAAACAAGGCAAACUUGAUUUGUGACUGCAAAACAAGAGAAAAAAAAGUGUCUGGACUUCUUUUCUGUCUGACGAGUACAAUCACAAACCCCGGGUCCCUCUCCCCUGCAAGAUAACUUCCAUUAUUGAAAUCCACAAACCAGUUUUUACCAGCUUGACUGUUUGAGUCAAGGACGACAUGGCCGGGUUUUUAUGUAAAGAUAAAUCACACCAACUUGCUACUGUGAAGAGGAAACUGCCUGAACAGACAUUUAUAUGAAGGGACAUGAACUGGACUAAAAAGCCUAACAAGAAGUCUUUAAAACAGUGUUUCUGGAGACCCGCCGCAGGCUUUGUUAUCUCCAGUAUUAUUGAGAAUAUUUCAGCGUGUUGGUGAAAAUUGCUACAAUUUGAAUCGAGACAAGCGCCAACAGUUAAAUGGGACUUUGUGAAUCCAUCUUCAUAUUGAAGAGUCUGUACAUAAUAUGAUAUGGGAUGUUUAUUUCCUAUUUGCGCUCACGUUUGCCAACAGCAUCGAACAAUUAAUUGUCACUGGAGUAUUUUGUGAGCUCUCUAUGAUUAUCUUCCUCUGCCUGACUCAUCACUGGAACAAACUUUUAAGUGCUGUGGA
Messenger RNA from Centropristis striata (black sea bass), 4070 nucleotides. Its product is annotated as ephrin type-B receptor 1-like. Bases 82 to 3165 code for a protein of 1027 amino acids. The record is from RefSeq and is a predicted model, not a curated record. Gene Ontology annotation, biological process: protein phosphorylation; axon guidance; cell surface receptor protein tyrosine kinase signaling pathway. The transcript is spliced from 20 exons. NCBI's taxonomy places the organism in Eukaryota, Metazoa, Chordata, Actinopteri, Perciformes, Serranidae. Gene Ontology annotation, molecular function: protein binding; transmembrane-ephrin receptor activity; ATP binding. Gene Ontology annotation, cellular component: plasma membrane; neuron projection.